Chrysoperla carnea is the source of this 1320-nucleotide messenger RNA. RefSeq names its product 26S proteasome non-ATPase regulatory subunit 6 (gene Rpn7). Gene Ontology annotation, biological process: proteasome-mediated ubiquitin-dependent protein catabolic process. Gene Ontology annotation, cellular component: proteasome regulatory particle. The transcript is spliced from 6 exons. The coding region runs from base 90 to 1286 and encodes 398 amino acids. Lineage: Eukaryota; Metazoa; Arthropoda; Insecta; Neuroptera; Chrysopidae. The record is from RefSeq and is a predicted model, not a curated record.
CAUGAAAAGUUGAUUUGUUCAUUUGAGUGACUCUUGACUAGUCUGUUUAUUUGAAUACGGUAAAGUUAAACUAAAAUAAAAAACUCAAAAUGCCUUUGGAAAAUUUAGAAGAAGACGGCUUGGAAAAGAAUCCAAAUUUUGAUUUAGCCCAAACAAAGUUCUUAUUAAGUUUACCAGAAUAUCGAAAUGCUGAAGAUAAACAACGGAUCGAAGAAAAACGACAAUUGGAAGAAAAAUUAUACAAAGCGAUUGUAGCGGAAAAUAUGGCCCCAUUUUACAAAGAAGUAUGCACAGAUUUAGGUUGGAAUUUUGAUGAAAAAUUUUAUAAAACUACAUCUGAAGUCAAUGCAAAUAAAAUCAAAGAAUUAGAUGAUGCAAUCGAAGAUGCUGAGCAAAAUUUAGGUGAAAUGGAGGUUCGUGAGGCAAAUUUAAAGAAAGCUGAAUAUUUAUGUCGAAUUGGCGAUAAGGAUGCAUCUGUAGCCGCAUUUCGUAAGACCUAUGAGAAAACUGUAUCAUUGGGGCAUCGCUUGGACAUUGUCUUCCACAAUAUUCGUAUUGGAUUAUUUUACAUCGAUCAUGAUUUAAUUACAAGAAAUAUUGAUAAAGCUAAAUCAUUAAUCGAAGAAGGUGGUGAUUGGGAUCGUCGUAAUCGUUUAAAAGUGUACCAAGGUUUAUAUUGUAUUGCUGUACGUGAUUUCAAAACAGCUGCCCAAUUAUUUUUGGAUACAGUGAGCACAUUUACAUCAUAUGAGCUUAUGGAUUAUAACACAUUUGUCCGUUACACAGUUUACGUUUCAAUGAUUAGUUUACCACGGAACGAGCUACGGGAUAAAAUUAUUAAAGGAUCCGAAAUUCUAGAAGUUCUACAUACCAACUCGGAUGUCAAGGAUUAUUUAUUCUCAUUGUAUCAAUGUCAAUAUGCUGAUUUCUUUAAAAAUCUUGCAAUUGUGGAAAAACAAUUACGACAUGAUCACCUGUUUUUCCCGCAUUAUCGAUACUAUGUACGAGAAAUGCGUGUUCUUGCAUACUCACAACUUUUGGAAUCGUAUCGAUCGUUAACAUUACAGUACAUGGCAGAUGCGUUUGGAGUCUCUGUUAAUUAUGUUGAUGAGGAAUUAUCACGAUUUAUAUCAGCUGGACGUUUACACUGUAAAAUUGAUCGUGUUGGUGGGGUCGUUGAAACGAAUCGACCCGAUCGUAAGAACUCACAGUACCAAACGUUGGUCAAACAAGGUGAUCUACUUAUCAAUCGAGUACAGAAAUUAUCUCGUGUUAUUAAUAUUUAAAUUAAAUAUUUUUUUACCUUUUUUUUUUUGAUUA